Molecule: messenger RNA, 2298 nt
Organism: Engraulis encrasicolus (European anchovy)
Lineage: Eukaryota; Metazoa; Chordata; Actinopteri; Clupeiformes; Engraulidae
Gene: ankdd1b
Product: ankyrin repeat and death domain containing 1B
Exons: 15
Coding region: 279-1940 (553 amino acids)
Biological process (GO): signal transduction
Molecular function (GO): protein binding
Source: RefSeq, a predicted model, not a curated record
AGAGAUUAUUCAGAUGUGCUCAACAUGCAGUCGUUUAAAAUAAUAUAUAAUGAUUGUGUAUUGCGAAUAUAACAACAACAGAGUUUCCUUUCAAGUCCACAUUUUCAAUUGGCGGCGUGCCUCCAGAUUAACUACUCAGUUGCCUGCACCCGAAGAGAUUGAAACAAUCAGGAGUUCAGCGCGCCUCCUCAAAAACACUGAUUUCUUCAGAUUUCUUCAUUGAAAACAAAGUGAGGCUCGGCUUCAAGAAGGUUGAAAAGCAGUGCAGUAGAGCAGCCAUGGAGAGGGGGGUUCAAACCCUCCAGCGGCUUCUGCAGCAUCCUCUGCUGAAGACGGAGACCCUCAACCCCAAGACAUGGCUCAACUCCCAGCAGGUGAAGGGAUUCACGGACCUCAUACUGCAGCGGGACACCACGGAGCCUGACACCAGCUAUGACAACACUGUGAUGCUUUUAGAGACAGAAAAGGAGUACAUUGAGGCUGCAAAGAGGAAUGAUGUGGAGGCCAUGAAACUGAAUGGGAGAGGAGUGAAUGUCAACGCCAAGAAUGUGCACCAUCGCACUGCUCUGCACUACGCAGUGGCCUUCAGGAACGUGGAAGCUGUUCAGGUCAUUCUGAGACGAAGAGCCAAGCUCGAUUUACAAGACAAGCAUGGGCUCUCGGCCAUCCACUUAGCGGCCUGGUUUGGUAGCCUGGACAUCCUCAAACUCCUGGUGCAGGCUGGGGCGGACCAAGAGAUCGAGACCAAGGAGGGGCUGAACGUGAUGCACUGCGCUGCCAUCAACAACCAUACGGACAUCAUGGCCUACAUCAUCGACGACCUGCAGAUGAAGGAGCUGGACAAGAGAAAUAAGCAAGGGAACAGGCCGUUUGCUGUGGCUGCGGAGCAUGGUUCUGUGCGGAUGCUGCAGAUGCUGAUGGAGGAGAAGUACAACAUGGCCACUGUAGAGCCCAAUGAGGACGGGGAUACUCCUCUCCACCUGGCAGCCAAAAAUGGGCAGCCAGAGGCCCUGCAGCUGCUCCUGGACCACUUUGAUACUCGCGAUGAAGUCAACAAGGCUGGGGAGACGGCCCUGUUCCUGGCUGCAGAUGGAGCCCAUGAGGGGUGUGUGGAAGCCCUGCUGGAGGCUGGCUGUGACCCCAACAUCUCCACCCAUGUCAAGAGCUCCCCAUUGCACUGUGUGUGUGAAAAAGGUCACACUUCACUGGUGAAGAUCUUCUGUGGCAAUGGCGCUCAUCUGGACACACGGAACCAGCACUUGCAGGCUCCUCUGCACCUGGCCGCCAGGAACUCUCACCUCCCCGUCAUUCACGCGCUGCUAGAGGCUGGCUGCGACCCCAAUGUCACCGAUCAUAUGGGACAGACUGCUCUCCACAUUGCGGCAGAGCUCGGCAAGGUGGAUGUGGUUGAAAUGAUCUUGAAAGCUGAUUUGGACUUGGAGCUGGAGGACAGGCAAGGCAAGACUGCUCUAGGUGUAGCGGCCCGUGCUGAUGCUGUGAUGGUGGUGGACAUGAUCAUCAAAGCAGAAAGAUACUUCCACUGGAGAAUGACGAACGCGGUGACUAAUGAGAUUCUUCACAAUGAAAUACCGCUGACGUUCAAAGUGGACCAUCGGGGCAACACCAAGCAGCUCCGCGACACCAUGUGGAACUUGGCUUACAAGUGCUUCAAGCUCAACGACUGGAGGAGGCUGGCAGAGCACUGGGGCUUCACUGAGCACCAAAUGGCCGCCAUUGAGGAGCAGUGGACAGGGCCCAAGAGCUACCAGGAGCACGGGAACAGGAUGCUUCUGAUCUGGCUUCACGGCGUCAUCAGCACGCAGAGGAGUGCGGCUAAGGGGCUCUACGAGGGGCUCCUCUCCAUCGGGAACAAAAAACUCGCAGAGAAAAUACGAAUGAAGGCAGAUGUCGGUACAAAGAAAAAAUGCACAAUUUCGUGACGAAAGACCAGGAGAGACAUUUCUACAUACAUUGCCAAUAUGGAAAUCAACAUCACACUUUCUUCACAGGACCUUUUAUAGAUUCACUUUUUUUUGCACCUUUGUCACACUUAACAUGUUUAGAUAAUCAAAUAAAUUUAAAUACUCAACAAGGAUAACCCAAGUAAACAUAAAAUGCAGUUUUUCUGUGAUUAUUUUAUUUGUUGUGCCAUGUAGGCUCAGAUAGCCCUUUUCCAUUUAUAGAUACAAUUGCCUCUUAAAACGCGUUUUUUUCUUUUGUUUGUUUACUUGGGAUUACAUCAAGUGUCCUUGAUCUGAAAUGUUUAACCCUAAAGCGACCGACUGGGGUCAUUUAUGA